Letharia columbiana is the source of this 1071-nucleotide messenger RNA. RefSeq lists its product as uncharacterized. The transcript has 4 exons. The record is from RefSeq and is a predicted model, not a curated record. Bases 1 to 1071 code for a protein of 356 amino acids. Lineage: Eukaryota; Fungi; Ascomycota; Lecanoromycetes; Lecanorales; Parmeliaceae. Gene Ontology annotation, molecular function: oxidoreductase activity.
AUGCCUCAACAGUGGCAAGUUCACCAAAGAAUCACAAAUGCAUCACGGCAAUCUCCCGAAGCCCUUGUCAACCUUGAACUCCGAGACGUUCCCAAGCCUGUUCCUGGACCGAAAGAAACCUUAGUUCGUAUCCACGCAGUCGCCCUCAACGCCCGGGACCUCCUCGUUUUGACCUCCUCACCCCUUUAUCCCGUGCCAACUUCUGCGGGUCUAGUACCCUGCAGUGAUGCCGCAGGCAUCGUAGAAGAACUCGGCACAGAUUCCGUUUGGAAAGCAGGUGAUAGGGUGAUCUUGCAUCCCAACACCUGGCUCAAUGGACGAGACGAGAGAGGCUUUGACAUUACGAAAGCCUUUGGUGCGGGCACGGUGGCGGGGACUUUGACAGAGUAUAUGGUCGUUGGUGAUGAGAGACUGAUCAAAGUUCCUGAGCAUCUGAGCUUGGAGGAAGCGAGCGUGUUGCCUACUGCUGGGAGCACGGCUUGCCAUUCGCUUUUCUUUGUGCCAGAGCAGCCAGUUGGGGAUGGUACAUGGGUUCUGGUUCAGGGAACUGGUGGUGUUAGUACCAUCGCUAUCCAGCUUGCAGCGGCAGCCGGUGCGACUGUUAUUGCUACCUCUAGUUCCGACGAGAAGCUUGCGCUUUCGAAGCAGUUAGGCGCCCACCAUACAAUCAACUACCGACACACUCCAAACUGGGAGGAAGAGGUGACGAAGAUGACCGAUGGCAAAGGCGUGGAUUUUGUACUCGACGUUGGUGGAGCAGGGACCAUUGAGCAUUCGUUGGGUAGUCUCCGGCAGGGCGGGAUCGUGUCCAUUGUAGGUAUUUUGACGCCAGCGAAGGAGAUUGAUAUCGUUCCGGCGAUCCUCUAUGGUGCAAAGACAGUGCGAGGACAACUGGGUUCGAGCAAGACGAUGAGCGAGGAAUUAGUCCGGAGAGUAGACGCUGACAAGAUCCGCCCUGUUAUUGCAAAGACUUUCGAAUGGAGAGAAGCGAAAGAUGCUUUUGAGUUGUUGAUGAAUCAGUCUGAAGUGGGAAAGAUAGUUGUCAAGGGAGUCACUGCUGGGUCUGCGUGA